This is a messenger RNA of Mercenaria mercenaria, 8193 nucleotides long. RefSeq lists its product as uncharacterized. The transcript is spliced from 21 exons. The record is from RefSeq and is a predicted model, not a curated record. Lineage: Eukaryota; Metazoa; Mollusca; Bivalvia; Venerida; Veneridae. Bases 497 to 3442 code for a protein of 981 amino acids.
GCACAUAGUAAGUGAGGUCCUUUAUAAAAAUAAAUAAAAUGAGAUUAUUAGCCUAACUACACUUAUUGCACUAAACUGACCGACUGCAUCUAUCUAUCUAUUUAUACUGCAGCACUCCUCUCUGCGAGUAUUAUGUGCAGCUUCCUGCAUUACCUCCCAAAACUAAUCAAGACCACACUACACUGAAGUCUGUGAGGUCUAUAGAGUGAAGCCAUAAAGGAGUAUUUAGAAUUUGUAUCUGCAGGUAGGAUGCAUACGUUCUAAAAAAAAUACGAUUUACGUUGGAUAUAUCUAAAAAAAGUUACCAGCACAUUUAUGCUUUGAUUCACGAUCGAAAUGCGGUCUAUGGUAUUAGUUUAGACAUAGCCCAGGUUUGUCACGUGACUAGCAACUUGACAGUUUACAAAUGGCGGCCACCAUCGUUUGACGAGAACAAAAACAUUGGUUUGUUGUUCGCGUUUAGUACCGAUCGUGAUAGGUAUUUAAUACUUCGACAAUGGAUAGAGGACGAAACUUGGAAGCGUUGGCUGAGGAAGAUGAUGAGGAGGAAAUGGAGGAAGAACACAGGAGAGAUAGUGACAGUGAUUCCAGUACAAGUGAUGACGAUGCUCCAGAUGAAGGUACAAAACGUGGUGAACCAAACAAAUUUGACAUUCUCUGUGAUGGAGUCAACAAUUCUAUGGCUCUUGUUCACACUGCUAUGGAAGAGUUACUGGAGAUGAAAGACGAGAUGUUAAGACACCAGUUACCGCCAACAUUACUCAUCAAACUGGCUACAACUACAGGCAAAGUCUUUAGAAGUGUCAGUGACUUGAACAUGCCAGUGAAUGAACUGCUGAGACUUGUUAGAGUAUACUCAACACCCUGGGAAGAGAAAAGUGCCGCCCUGAAGAAACUUCAUGAAGAUUAUGAGGCAAAGCAAAGACAGCUGAAUAUUGCUAUUAAACGUUUACAGCUAGUAGAUGCCCAUUCGAAGAGGAUUGCUAGGGAGAAGCGUGUAAUGAAUUGGGAGAAGUUGUUUGCUAAAGUUAUGAGUAACAAAGGACAUGGGAGACGUUGGAAAUUCCUUAUUGAAACUAUCAAACAGAAGGCAAAACUUGGACUGGAGCAUGUUCAGGAGUUUACCCGUCAGUUAGACGAGUCGGAUGAAGAAGAGGAGGAUGAUAUGCCAACCAUACAGUUCAAACAUGGUGGCGAAAGUCCGUCUGCUAGUGAUAAAGUCUCGAAAAGGAAAGCUUCAAUUAUGAAAAGCACUCCAACCUCAAAAUCAGUGAGCGAGGCAGAAACUGAGGGGGAUGAGGAGGAUGGAGGUGGAGCUGAGAAGGCCGAGUCUGAGUCUGUUGCUGGUAGUGAGGUGGAGAAAGAAGUUCCAAGUAUUAAGAUAGAGAGUGGAGCACAGGAGGAGGAGGAGGAGGAGGAGGAGGGGGAGGAGCUUGAAGAAGAAGAGGAGGAGAAAGAUGCUGAUGCACAGGCAGCUGAAACUGCAAAGAAAGUACGAUUUGCUGAAGAAAUGCAGGUUACAGUGCCCAAGAAAGAGACAAAAGAUGCUGAAGUGUCUACACAGGACCCAGAGUACGAUCAUUUCAUGUUUGUCCGUCUGUACAGUCCUAUAGGAAUGACUCAGACUGAUAUUAAGUGUUCACUGACAUUUGGCAAGCAGUUCUUCAAAACAAAAAGACUAGAUAAUGAAGCUGAUGCAGAUAAAGAUAAAAAAGUGGAACCCAAACUAAGUGAUAUAAAGAAGAGAAGGUAUGAGGAGACUAUGUUCAGUUUACCAGACCCUAUUCCUGAGGGGAUAUGGAUGAAAAACAGAGAUGCUCUACCCACUGCUCCACCUAACUUUCAGAUCUCAAUCCACACUGGACCAACAGACACAAUGACAGCCAUGGCAACUAUAGAAUUGGCUGACCUGAAGGAAAUUAACCUGAAGGAGGUAAUCCUGCCAGGUCCCCAGGGUGAUGAUGAUGUUCCUAAAACUCCAGAACCCCCAGAGGAGGAUGACCUUGACUCGCUGUCAUCAGAGAUUGACAUACCCCUCCCAGGGGAUGAGAAGAAAACAGAGCCACCCCAGGAGGAUAGAGUUCAUGAUGUAGAGCCUAUGAUGUAUCCACUUUACUCAUUAGAUGGUAGUUCAGCUGUUCACAAACCAUGUGGAAGCCUGCCAUUGAUCAUAUAUUGGGGAAAGAGAGUCAGGCCAAUGACUUUCAACAGACAGAUAGGUACCCACGGAGUAACGGAGCUAGUCUUUGAGUUGACUGGUAUUGACCUCGAAAUGACAUCCAAGGCUGACCUCCACAAGGAGACAAAUGACAGAGGAACUUCAGUCAUCAACUUUGCCCCUGAUGUUCAGGACCGUGCCCUGUCUGCAUUAAGGCUCACACCAGAGGUAGAACCACCAAACCCACCCACUUCACCAGAACAUGAAGAAAUUCAAGAAGAAGUAAUCACUGACAUUAAAGAGGAACCAAAAGAACCAGAAGAGGAGAUGAUAGCUAAAGUGGAGUAUGAUAAGGUCGUGGAGAAACAUAGCAAAGAUAUGUUGUUUCUACAAGAAGAAUAUGAAAAACGUCUGCAGUCAUUGAUUGAGAAUUUGCAACAGAUGGAGAAAAAUCAGCAGUUACACCAGCAGCAGAUCCUCAAGCAGCAGCAGCAACUCACUGAUCAGCAGAAACUGUUAACACAACGACGUCAGGCAAGUCCAGGGUUGUCACCGCAGGCUACGCUUGCUCCACCUGCUACACCAAAAAAAUCUGCUGAGUCAUCCGAUGUAAGUAAGCCUGUCAUCCAUGCUCCUAUGCCCCCACAGAAACCUCGCACAAAGGGACCAAGGAAGAAACCAACUCCUGUACAGAAGUCAUGGGACGGUGUGCCUUCAGAGUUUUUAGACCGAUUGGCAUAUUUUGAAGAUGAAAGUUACAGACACAAAAUUGAGUUGAUUGAAAAAACUCGCAAAGAAAUUCAGGAUGACAUUGAAAAGAAACUAGCAGGACAACAUAAGCUGAGUCGGCGAGACCAGGAAAUGUUUGAAGCUUUAAAUGAUGUUAGCCUACCUGCAUUAUUUAUGCCGUUUCAGCGUGGCAGUGUAUUUAAUCCUAGAGCACAUCAGUACUUUCAUCCAACUGGUUCAACAGAACUUAGAUUAACCCAGCCACCAUCAGUCUUUCAGUUGCCUCCCCUUAGUAAAAAUAGCUCUUCAAUACUGAAUUUAUUUGAACUGAGUAAAAACUUUAAUAGUCGAAAUCAAGGUUGGUUAAUGGACAGAUAUAUACAACAACAAGAACCUGUAAAAAAUGUCCAUGGGAUGAUUCCACAAACAACGAUGCCAACGUCCCAAAUGAGAUCUCCAUCGGCACCAUAUACACCACAACCAACAUAUGACAUUCCGCCGACGCGAGAGGAAGAAUACAGACAAAGGACAAUGGAAGCUGAAGCAGAGUGCUAGUGUCUCCUACAUUCUUGUCAUAUUUAAUCUGCAUUUACUGUCAAAUAUGGCUAUCUUCCCAUUUUCAUAGAAAUAAGUACAUUGACUUUGCCCAUGGCAUAAUGUCAGUAGGUAAAGUUUAAAUCACCAGAGUUUCACAUUUUGAAAAGUGUUGGUUGUUGGUUGUGCACUUGAUCUACUUUAGAAAAAUACUUUCAAGCAACUGAUAAUGAUAGAAAUAAUAAUCUAUUUGUUGAUACAUUUUGCCUAUUAAAAAACUUGCAGUUACCGGCAGGUUUGUAAUGCAAUAUGCCAGUGUUUUUGUCUGAAUCAGAUUGUCCCAGUUUCAUACUUUUUGUUGAAAUAUAUACCCUUUCAAGUGUGACAUUAUAUCUAAUGAAGAAAAUUUUAUCUGAGUUCUUGAAGGUAAUGUUUUCAAAAUACAAUCUAAUGUGCCAAAUGUAAAAGUUUUUCAUCUUGUGAAAGAUACUUCCCUUACAGAAGCAAGUCUCUGUGGCGUACAUGCUGCGUAUUUGCUGUGUAUAUGCCGCGAGCAUAGUAGUACGCCAGAGGAGUACAUUUUACAUACACCGCAUGCCGCGUACAUGCUGAGUAACUUUUAUCUUAAUAGCAUAAAAUAGUUCAGAUUACCGGUAUUCUGAACAAUGAAAAUUUGCCAAACUAUUUGCAAUGUUCAUUUGUGAAGCUUACAUCUUAGUGAUUUCUGAGCUGCACCUUGCAUGCAGUGUAAAAAUAUAUUCUUUUUCAUUUUGAAUUAAUCCUGGAGCUUUCUAACUUGGAUAAUUGAAAAGCCUUAUUUGAACUUCGUUGCAUUACAUUUUAAAUGCUUAUAUAAUUCCGGUCCUAGAUUGUUCUCAGAUGGAUUUUAAUCAAAAUAAAUACAUACUACGCACACAUCGUCUAUAAUAAAUCAUAACCUUAUAUUUAGUUGCAUUAAAGUUGUUUCCCCUUGAUGCAGUUACGCCAUUUUCUUCAAAUGUUUACCAAAUUACAUGCUACAAAAAUUGAUUUAUUUCAUUGAAAAGUGGAUGAAGAAAAGCAUACUAAUUUAUUUGAUAACAUCAAUCUACAUUAUUUUGGUAAGGGUAAAUACUUAUUGAUGCAUGUCACUUAUCUUUUUUCUGUUUUUUUUCUGUCCAAAUGAUUAGCAUUUGCAUACGAAAGUUGGUGGGAUAAGGAAUUUACAUUAUCACCGCAGUUUCGCCACAAGAGUACACAGCAUGUAUGCAGCAGGAGUACACAGCAUGUACGCCGCAGGACUCGGGGCCAGGAGUACACAGCAUGUACGCUGUAGGAAUACACAGCAUGUACGCCGCAAGAGUACACAGCAUGUACGCCGCAAGGAUAGUACACCGCAGGCUCAUUUGCAUGUGAAAAGUGUAUGUGCAGCGUACAUGCUGCGUACUAUUUCCCGCAUACUAAAUUUCUCCAGCGUACAUCCUGUGUACUAUGUAGUCCACAGCAUGUACGCAGCAAGUAGUACGCAGCAGAGCUCAUUUGCAUGUCAAAAGUGUACUACAAACGUACUAUCGGUGUAUGUGCGGUGUAUAUCCUGCGUACUAUUUAAAGCCCUUGAUUUCAGUACACAUCAUGUACGCAUCAUAUAUGCUGUAUGUACACAGCAAGAGUACGCAGCAGGCCUUUUUCUUCUGUAAGGGUUCAGUCUCACCCUGAAAACCUGAAGUAGAAAUAUUGAAAUUUAUUUUAUGCUAACUAAUGAAAUACUGUAUUCUAUCAUUUAAAUAUUUUCAUAUCUCAUCACUCACACUGUGAAAAUAUGAAAUCUAUAUUUUCUCACUGUGAGAGAUAUAGCUCCGCCCCCUCAUACAUUGUGUAUGAAUUUUAAAUUAUUAGCUUAAAACAGGAUGGAAAUUGUAGUCGCACUUUGUUCUUUGUAGUAUAUUUCUCGAUUCAAAUCAUUUUACUUAAUGAGAAUUUCAUAAUGUUAUGCAGCAAAAAAUAAAAUAAAAUGGAACUUUAUGUUGUGUGCGUCUUUAUAACGUCACAACCCUUACAGAAGAAAAAGGCCUGCUGCGUACUCUUGCUGUGUACAUACAGCGUAUAUGAUGCGUACAUGAUGUGUACUGAAAUCAAGGGCUUUAAAAAGUACGCAGGAUAUACACCGCACAUACACCGAUAGUACGUUUGUAGUACACUUUUGACAUGCAAAUGAGCUCUGCCGCGUACUACUUGCUGCGUACAUGCUGUGGACUACAUAGUACACAGGAUGUACGCUGGAGGAAUUUAGUAUGCGGGAAAUAGUACGCAGCAUGUACGCGGCACAUACACUUUUCACAUGCAAAUGAGCCUGUGGUGUACUACCCCUGUGGCGUACAUGCUGUGUACUCCUGGGGCGUAUAUUCUGUGUACUCCUGGCCCGAGUCCUGCGGCGUACAUGCUGUGUACUCCUGCGGCGUACAUUCUGUGUACUCCUGGCCCGAGUCCUGCGGCGUACAUGCUGUGUACUCCUGCUGCAUACAUGCUGUUUACUCUUGUGGCGAAACUGCUGUGAUAAUGUAAAUUCCUUACCCCACCAACUUUCUUAUGCAAAUGCUGAUCAUUUGGACAGAAAAAAACAGAAAAAAGAUAAGUGACAUGCAUCAAUAAGUAUUUACCCUUACCAAAAUAAUGUAGAUUGAUGUUAUCAAAUGAAUUAGUAUGCUUUUCUUCAUCCACUUUUCAAUGAAAUAAAUCAAGUUUUGUAGCAUGUAAUUUGGUAAACAUCUGAAGAAAAUGGCGUAACUGCAUCAAGGGGAAACAACUUUAAUGCAACUAAAUAUAAGUGUUAUAAAUUUCGAAGUAUCUGCGGUGUACAUGCAGUGUACUAUUUUCUUGUACAAGUCCCUCCUGCGUACAUGCAGUGUACUCCUUAAAUUUUCAGAGUCUGUGCUGCGUACUUGAAGUGUACUAGUGACCUCCUGCGUACAUGCUGUGUACUCGUCGAAAUAGUAUGCGGCAUGUACGCGGCAUGCGGUGUAUGUAAAAUGUACUCCUCUGGCAUACUACUGUGUUCGCGGCAUAUACACAGCAAAUACGCAGCAUGUACGCCACAGAGGCUUGCUUCUGUAAGGGAACACGUCUAACGUCAUGUCUGUUUUACGCGCGUCUGUUUCCCAUGCUGAGAUUAAAAAUUGUUGCAAAAUGCACAUCUCAAUGGGAUUGCGCAUAAUAUAAAAAGAAAAUUUGUUUAUUGUGAGUGAAUAUGGAAUAUAUCUCACCUCGAAGUGAGAAAAUGUUCACAUUUUCACUCGCGCUACGUGCUCGUGAAAAUAUUUGAAAUUUUCUCACUUCUCAGUGAGAUAUAUUCCAUAUUCACUCAAAACAAACAAAUAUCCUCUUUAUCUUCCUCCAGAAUAAUGAAUACUAGAUGCAAAGCUUUCAUGAUUGGCAUAACCAUGAGUGAAAAUAUAAAAUCAGAUGUUCACAAAUGAAACUUGCAUUGUAUUUUGAUCUUACAUUUAAAGCAAAUGUUUGUCUGUUUCAUGUUUUUAAGGAUUUUAUCCAAUUUUAUUUGUUACACAGUGCAAUGUCAUGCACUGCUUCAUUAUGUAUAAUAUUAUGUUCAAAACAAACUUACUUAGUUCUGUGACAUCUAUAGAUUUUUUUUACAUUUUAUUAUGAUGGAUAGCUAUAUUUUUGUUUAAUUUUGCUAAAAUGAAAUAUGGGUAGUAAAUAUCAUAAAAAGGGAGAUGUGAACAAAUCGCAAGUUUUUCAGUGGUCAAAAUGAUGUACUGAGAUAUUCUUAAAAUAAUAUUUGUACCAAGAUAGUAAGUUAAAUAAUCUUAAUAUGAUCAUAUGCUAAUUGUACACUAUUUGAAAUAUAAUAAGUUUUUCACACAGUAUUACUGAAGGUUACUGACCUGAGUUAUACCUGUACCUGCCCACUGGCACCAGACCAGAAAUUAUGUGUCAUGUUAUACCCUACCCCUAGGUAUACUGUGAGAACCAUAUGUUGCCAAAUGGGAAAAUUUACCUGCCCAUUUCAGUUGCACAUAUCUCACAUGAAAUAUGCAUUUCAGCAAUUGGGUAUUAUGCGUUAUGAUUAAUUGGUAAUUCAUCUUGCAUCAUGCAUCAGUCACAUUUCUCAAUGUUUCCUAUCACAGGGACACUAUGCUUAUUUUAUAUUUACUGGCAUUCCAGUUUAGUGACAGGGCCUUGUGCACAUGUAGACAAAAUGUAAACAAAUAAAAACAGAAUAUACAGUUUUCAUGUUAAACAAUAAAACUUGAAAUGAUGAAUGUCAGUAGGUAAUGUUGUCCAAGUUUUUUCUGUAAUGCUGACAAAAAUGUAAAAUAUUUGUAAUGUCUCUGCGAUAAGAAGCAUUGAGAAAAUAAGUCCUGUUGCAUGAUGGAAGAUAGAUUGUCAGUUGUUCAAUAUCCAUAGUAAACAUUUGUGGAACUGUGCAUUUUAGAUGAGAAAUGUGCAACUGAAAUGGGCUAAUAUAUUUUCACGCUAGGUACCAUGAUUUUCAUAGCAUACCUAGGGUAGGGUAUUACUUGUACAAUGGCAUUUUAUUUCUUGUCCAGGACCAGUGUAUCUGCCAAAGGAAUAUUUCCUGUUGUUUAUUUAUUUUAUACAGAUUUAUAGUUAUAAGCAAUACCAAAUAAAUAAAUGAAAUUUUCAUUUGCUUACAAUUAUACAUGUAUUUUUGAUACAUUAUAAAAAUGUGUAAUAAAAGAAUGUUAUUUAAGAAUUUCAACAUGCUUAUUUAUUUUAGCUGAGAUUUCCAGAAAUAUGAGAACUAUAUGGUU